CGGAACUGCCCAAACAUGGAGGCUCAUUUCGCUCUCUCUUUUCACCCCGAUGAGCGGUAAGGAGCUGGAGAAGAGCCUGUACCACGACAGGCGUCACAUGCCAGCACUUUCGAUAGAAGAGGUGGACGGAGGUUGGGAGGUGAGGGGAGUCCUGAGCGACAAGUUGAGGAUCGAACCAACGCCAUUGAAGGCGCGUUCUGAAGACGGAAGCAUUUCCCACAAGGUUUCUAAGAUUCAGAAAGAGGGAAAUUACGAGAAUGAUUACAUAGCUGCACCCGAUUUCGUGGUCUCUGGAAGAUUUGCAGACUCAGAGCAAGUAACGGCGCAUGCGCGAGAGGCGGUGUUCGUCGAAUUGAGGACACUAUGCGACUCCCACCACCACAAACAUCAUUACUUCAAGAGUCAAAAAGAAGUACUCGUCUACUUGGCGCUUUCGAUAAUCGCAAGACAGCUG
Molecule: messenger RNA, 454 nt
Organism: Ixodes scapularis (black-legged tick)
Lineage: Eukaryota; Metazoa; Arthropoda; Arachnida; Ixodida; Ixodidae
Exons: 6
Source: RefSeq, a predicted model, not a curated record